AAAUUGCCGGAUCCAGAUUCCAGACACAAGAAAUGGUUUUUUUUUUCCCCUUUUCUCCCCCUCGACUACCCACUUCAUAUUAAGAUUUAGAUUCUAAUGCUAUCGAUUUCUUCUUUUUGGUUACUACUUUGAUUCCAACGUUGGAGAAAUUUAUAUUUUGUUUUCUUUUUGGUUGAUUACUAUGCCUCCUUGUUAACACAGACACCGAUUCUUCUGCUGAAAAGUUAAACAACAUCUUCUCUUGGGGUUCCAGCUCGGAUGAUGAUGAUGAUACCUCAGGUCUAAGUUUCUUAAUUUCUGCCGCUGAAGUUCUUCUGCCAAAUCUGGAAUUAUUGGGUUUGCCAAUUUGAUGGGUGGGUCGAGUUUUGCUGUCGCUGAAAACAUGAAUGGGCAAAGUAUCAAAUCUGGGAUACAGACCGAGUCUCAUGCGGAACCACACUAUACUUCACCUUCCCAAAUUCAUAAUUUCUUUAGAUUAGAAUCUGAAGGUCAAAGUUCUUGUUCUUCUUUGCAUCCAUCUCCUUUCAUAGGAAAAGAGAAUUUUGAUUAUGUUCAACAACCCAUGUUUCAAACUCAAUACUGUUUGAAGCCUGAAAGAAGUGGUGAAUUAUCUCCUGCUUCUGUUCACCAAUCUAGAAGCAUUUUUUCGCGCUCUUCUGAGUUCUGUACCAGUUUAUACUUCUCAUCUUCAUCAAGCUCUGAAACCCAUCGAGGGUUUGGAAAUAUGCCGUUUCUUCCACAUCCUUCUACUGGCAAACAACCCAUUUCUUCUGCUGAUUCGACGAAAUCCCCUUUGUUUUUCAGUGGGGAUUUAAGAAGUCCAUGUGAUGAGAACAACUCUAAAGGUCAUGUGAAAGACUUUCUUAAUCUUCCCGGAGAGGAUUCAGACGGUAGCUUUCAUGGUUUAAAUUCUCCAACUGGUAAUUUCACAUUAGCAGAAGAAUUGGAUCUACAGUUUUUGUCUGAUGAACUUGACAUUGCUAUUGCUGACCAUGGAGAAAAUCCCAGGCUUGAUGAAAUAUAUGAACUGCCUGAACAAGAAUCAUCAAAACAAGCGAAUGAAAUAAAAUGCAAUCAAAAUUAUGUCUCUGUCGCUCCACCUGUUGAUGCUCUUUCGAGUCUCCCUUCUCCUGGGCCUGCUGCUCUGCAAAAACCAAGAAUGAGGUGGACACCUGAGCUUCAUGUGCGGUUUGUUGAGGCUGUCAACAAGCUCGAUGGGGCAGAAAAGGCUACUCCAAAGGGUGUGUUGAAGCUUAUGAAUGUUGAAGGUUUGACUAUCUAUCAUGUGAAAAGUCACUUACAGAAAUACCGACUCGCCAAGUAUAUGCCAGAGAAGAAAGAAGAGAAGAAGGCUUCUAGCUCCGAAGAAAAGAAAGCAACUUCCAGCAACACUGGAACCGAUGGAAGGAGAAAAGGGGGAUUUCAAAUUAGUGAGGCUCUCCACAUGCAAAUGGAAGUCCAGAAGCAGCUGCAUGAACAGCUUGAGGUGCAAAGAGCCCUUCAGUUGCGCAUUGAGGAACAUGCCAGGUACUUGCAGAAGAUCAUGGAAGAGCAGCAUAAAGUUGGCAGUACCUUAGUUCCUUCGCAAAGCUCGCCAUCACUGACAAACACAAGUGAGGAUUCUGGCCUUAGGCCGACUUCUCCAUCGGCAAAUCCUUCUCCCCAACAACCAGCUGAGUCUAAAACCGACUCGUCUUCACCUUUGCCAUUGAAGAAUAAAGCUUUUGACAGUAGCGAUUCUGAGUCACAAGCAUGUCUGAAAAAGAUUCGUCUUGAAGACAAGCAGGAAUCUGAUGAAGAUGAAGCCGUAGUUGAAAAUCCUGUGCAAUAGUUAUGGUGGUUGCCUUGUCAUCAAUGGCAAAUCCAUGUAAAGUAGUGAUUGAAUUGCAAUUUGUUUAAAUUUGUAUAGCUGACAUUUUUGAAAGUUGUAUGAAAAAAGAUUCAGCCUUUUCAAUUCGACGAUUUAUUGUCCUGAACUCUGUGGAUCCUGCAGCAACACUGAGCUGAAGUGGAGUAUACUUUAGUUGGACAUCAUUAUUUUGUAUAAAUUGAAAACUGCUGUUCUGCUA
Molecule: messenger RNA, 2069 nt
Organism: Tripterygium wilfordii
Lineage: Eukaryota; Viridiplantae; Streptophyta; Magnoliopsida; Celastrales; Celastraceae
Product: myb family transcription factor PHL6-like
Exons: 8
Coding region: 350-1831 (493 amino acids)
Molecular function (GO): DNA binding; DNA-binding transcription factor activity
Source: RefSeq, a predicted model, not a curated record